Molecule: messenger RNA, 3084 nt
Organism: Plodia interpunctella (Indianmeal moth)
Lineage: Eukaryota; Metazoa; Arthropoda; Insecta; Lepidoptera; Pyralidae
Exons: 5
Coding region: 319-2490 (723 amino acids)
Cellular component (GO): nucleus
Source: RefSeq, a predicted model, not a curated record
CUGUGCUAGCUAAAUAUCUAUCUAUACCUAGGUAGGUAUACCACGUACUUGAUUGAUUAGGUUACCUUGCUAUGUGUAUCUCCAUGGUGUAUCUAUCAUUGUGAUAAGCGAGCGAACAUCAGUAAGUUGAUUAUUGUAAAUUUUGUGCAGCUUAUUAUAAUAACUAGUGAAGUUUCCUCGCGCGACGCAACGCUAGGCGCGGCCCGUCAUUUCGUGAGUGAAGGGAAGGUGAAGACGCCAUUUUGUGUAGAGAUCGCAAGGUAUUUUACCAAAUAAGUUUACUGUUCAUACUUUCUAAAAUUAUUAGCAUUUGGAAUAAUGUCUGAAAAUAAUUCAAAAGAACCCCCUUUACAAACUAUGACCGGGUUACCUCCGAACCACAAUCCUUGGAUGUAUGGCUUAUAUCAUCAACAAUACAAUAAUUAUAAUUACCACGGUGGAACGUAUCCGCCUUAUUACAAUCAAUAUAUGAAUCAUAUGAGCAACAAUGGAGGAUUUCCUAACAAUAAUACUCAUCAAUUUCAACACAAUAUGGACACUAAAAAUGAAUUUGGUCACACCCAAUUUUCAAAACCGCCUCCACCAGCUCCUUUGUUAGGCAUGUCUCCAUUGGACACUAGUCGUCCUUUCUUCAAUCAGCCUCCUAUCAGGUUCAAUCUCAAUGCCAAUAAAAAACCUGCUCCAAUUCCUCAAAAUGAAAAUCCCCUGAUGACCAAUAAUGGUAUUUCUAAAAAGAAAAGAAAGAAGGGAAAUAAGUCAUUUGAGGAGGUUCAGAAUACUAGUGUUAGUGAUUCAUUACCUCCGUUGCCAGAUCACCCCCCACCUUUACCACCAUGCCCUCCUCCUGAUCUUCCUAAGCCACCUCCACCUCUUGAUGUCCCUCUCCCUCCACCAUUGGCUACAGAGGAUAUUCCUGAGCCUGCAGAAGAACCCAUUUGUGACCUGAACAAAGAGAAAGAAUCUGAUGAGGCUGUUAGUGAUGAAUCGUCAAAUAUUUUGAAAUCAUCAACAUUAAGCCAGUCAUCAGCAGGAACUUGGCCAGAGAGUUUAGAGAGGUAUAUAAAGAGGUGUUAUGAAAAAUGCAAAACUGGGUUUGAUCGUGACCAAAUUGAUAUAUGUUUAAAGGGUCGUAUUACAGCUGCAGCAAAUAAAGAUGAAAUAUGGACUAGAAAUUGGGAUAACGAGCCAAUCCCCAGUGUACACAGUGAACGGAAUAAUUUAUCAGUUAAAACUGUGAGAGGAUCACUGUCUUUAUACCAGAAGUUUGAGAAUGAGCAAGCAAAAUCAAAAAACAACUUAUCUACAAGAAGUUUUAGUAGCCACAGAAGUCCACCACAGAGAAGACGGCGACAACAUUCAAGGAGUAAAUCCAGAAGUCCUCCUAGGAAGAGAUUGAGUGCAUCAUCAGCCUCUAGUGAUGAAGUAGACGAAAAGAAGACUUUUAAAGGUAAAGGACGCCAAAAAGUUAAAGAUAGAUUACUACUUGAUCAAAAGAAACCAGAAAAGUACAAGAAUUCGAAGAAAAAACAAGUAUACAACCAAUUUGUUGUUGAGGAUGUUCAAGGCAAUGCUGAAAAAUUACAAAAAAGGGCAGAAAGAUUUGGAAAUUCAGGAAAUAUGGUACCCACCAUAGCUAGUUCUAUUCAGCCAAAUAAGAGGCCUGAGCCAAAUCCUAAGAAACUAAUUAUUCAAGAUACUGAAGGAGAAUAUGAAUUGAACAACAUGCAUAUAGUGGGCACAUGUUUAGAUAUUGAAAAAUCAUUUCUGAGGUUAACAAAGGCACCAGAAGCUUGUGAAGUAAGACCUGUGCCUGUUUUAAGAAAUUCCCUUAGAAAUGUUAAGGAGAGAUGGAUAGAUAGACAGGAUUACAGAUAUGCAUGUGAUCAGUUAAAAUCAAUAAGACAAGACUUAACAGUACAAGGUAUAAGAGACAGUUUUACUGUGGAAGUUUAUGAGACCCAUGCCCGCAUUGCCUUAGAGAAAGGUGACCAUGAAGAGUUCAAUCAAUGUCAAACACAGCUCAAGAUGCUUUAUGGUGAAUUACCCGAAAGCAGAACAAAUGCACCAGAAUUCACCGCUUAUAGAAUAUUAUACUACAUAUUUACUAAAAACACAUUAGAUUUGACGACCAUAUUCCAGUUUUUAUCAAAAGAAGACAGAGAAAAUGAAUGUAUCAAACAUGCUUUGCAAACAAGAUGCGCCUGGGCUACAGGCAACCUUCACAAAUUUUUCUUGUUAUAUAAAACUGCUCCACUAAUGGCAGGCUACCUAAUGGAUUGGUUUGUGGAGAGGGAGCGGAAAGUGUAUUUGAAAUACAUCAUAAAGUCCUACAGGCAGUCAAUUCCUGUUGAGUUCAUCAUUCGGGAAUUAGCGUUUGAAACCAACACCAAAUGUGUUGAGUUCUUAAAUCAAUUCCCUCUAAGCUACACCGGCAGUGAUCAAUCUCAAAUCGAUUGCAAGGCCAGCACCCCGGCUGUAGCGAAUAUAUAACAUUUUCUGUUAGAUAGCCGUCCUGUAAUAGUAGCGUGUUGUUGCGUCGUGAUGUAACAAGCAACCGCUGAAACGGAUUUCUCACCCGUGUCAUUUCAUGACACAUGUUCUCGCUUUAAUUUCAUCAGCUUUACUAGGAUGAGGCAGCAAUAUAACAUAACACAUCACAAGUAUUCAAUAGAAGAAAUGUGUUAUUCGUCAGAAGAAAGUUAUUCAAUCAAUCGACAGUGUCAUUUCUUGACACAUGUUAUGACCUUAUUUUCGCCAGCUUUAGUAGGACGAGGCGGCAGUACAGAAAAUACAUCGCAACUUCAGCUAUCCAGUAGAAGAGAUGGGGUAUUCGCCGGAAAGAAGUUGUUCAAUAACAUAAAAGUGCUACACGCUUGGAAGUUUUAGUGUCGACACAUGAUCUAUGAGCAGUGCUAUUAAAGACUUACAGAAGGCUAUUACACGUAUUACGCUAUUAUACUAGUACACGUUAUUAAAUGGAUUUUAGCAUAUUUUUUGUAAAUAUUGUAAUUUUAUUUCUUUAAUUUACCACAAUACAUGCAUGCAGGAUUUCACGUUAAGUGUUAAUAAAUCAUUCUGUUUUAA